Messenger RNA from Salvelinus sp. IW2-2015, 1590 nucleotides. Its product is annotated as protein unc-119 homolog B-like. Gene Ontology annotation, cellular component: cilium. Gene Ontology annotation, molecular function: lipid binding. NCBI's taxonomy places the organism in Eukaryota, Metazoa, Chordata, Actinopteri, Salmoniformes, Salmonidae. The record is from RefSeq and is a predicted model, not a curated record. Gene Ontology annotation, biological process: nervous system development; lipoprotein transport; cilium assembly.
AAGCGCUUGACCCAUCAACGAGAUGCGGAGGUUCGUCAGUCGACAACUACGACGCCAUCUUAUUACUUUAAGGUAGAGAGASAGAGACAGAGACAGAUAGACAAGGUUGUCAUCAUAGCUGGGAAUUAUGAGCGGAGCUAAAGCCCGCAUCGACCCGCCUGUUGCUGCUGAGAAUGUCUCGAGCGCCGGGCACAGUUCCGCGGCUCCUGCGCGGGAGCGCAAGCCAAGUGGAGGGGUUCUGAAGAGACUCAAGUCUCGGCGAAGCCAGGUUGAUAGUAGGCCCGUCACAGAAGAAGAUCUGCGGACACAAGUUGGCCACAUCACCCCUGAAGAGGUCCUAGGAUUGCGGGUUGCUACACGGGGGUACCUGUGUAAACCAGAGGACAACAUCUUCAACAUAGAUUUCAUUCGCUUUAAAAUCAGAGACCUGGAGACAGGGACUGUGUUGUUUGAAAUCGCCAAACCACCUCAUACGGAGGAAGACGAGGAGAAUGGAGAGGGAGACAUGAGUGCCGGACGUUUCGUACGCUACCAGUUCACAGCAGCAUUCCUACAACUGAGGACAGUGGGAGCCACAGUGGAGUUUACAGUUGGCACCCGGCCUCUGAACAGUUUCAGGAUGAUUGAGAGGCACUACUUCAGGGAUCACCUCCUGAAGAGCUUUGACUUUGACUUCGGCUUCUGUAUCCCAAACAGCCGCAAUACCUGCGAACACAUCUACGAGUUCCCUCAGCUGUCCGAGAGCUUGGUUUGUCAGAUGGUGGAACAUCCCUACGAGACGAGAUCGGACAGCUUCUACUUUGUCGACAACAGACUGGUCAUGCACAACAAGGCAGACUACGCUUAUAAUGGGGGCAGGCAUUGAGAUGUGGUGUGUGUGUGUGUGUGUGUGUGUGUGGUGUGUGUGUGUGUGUGUGUGUGUGUGUGUGUGUGUGUGUGUGUGUGUGUGUGUGUGUGUGUGAGUGAGUGCAUGCUGUGCCCAAGCCUAUAAUCACACAAACAGACUCUCCCCCAAAUGUUGAUUACUGUAAGUUAAAAAGCCUUUAUUGUCAUGGUAUAGCUGUAUAGUAUGGAAAAGUUUAAAAACAGCAGGACAGAGCCGCAUAGAGCCACAUAGACUACUGGCAGUAGUAUGGCAAAACUCUGCCAAUAGUGCUUUCUCUGUACCACCAAAAGGAAGCAGGUUGAACCCCAAUGAUGUAUCUCAACUAACCAAAUGGUUGAUUUUAGUGUGUAGUUAUACAGUUGAUGUACUGUGCACUCCUUGGCUUUUAAGGGAAAGCAUAUUCCCCACUUUUGUUGAACCAUGAGAAGCACUAGUUUGCCACCAAAUUCAGCUUUUUAGGAGUGAGUCAUACCCGUAAAAGACCCAACAAUGACCACACACACAGGCAGGCAGACAAACAAUCUUUCUCUCUUUCUCUCCCUAUUUCUAUUUCUCUCUAUCAGAACCUGCUGUGCUCAGGUCCACACUCCAGUCUGGAAAUAUAAUUAAGAUGGGAAUGGGGAAGACAUCCACGCACUCACACACUCACUGUCAAAUACACAUGCUGUGGGGGUGCUUUGCUGCAGGAGGGACUGGUGCAUGUC